Phialemonium atrogriseum is the source of this 1270-nucleotide messenger RNA. RefSeq lists its product as uncharacterized. The transcript is spliced from 2 exons. Bases 254 to 1003 code for a protein of 249 amino acids. The record is from RefSeq and is a predicted model, not a curated record. NCBI's taxonomy places the organism in Eukaryota, Fungi, Ascomycota, Sordariomycetes, Cephalothecales, Cephalothecaceae.
GGCCGGGGGCUAUGCAAAGGUAACUGUACCUAUAAACGGCAGGCAGGGCUGUGAGAGCUCCCUUCGGCCGUCAGGGCUGACGAGUAUUAGCUUGAAACUUAAACCUCACUCAACCCAAAGCAAGGCAGCACCAGUCAGGCCAACGCCAACAAAUCGCCAAAUGCCAGUAAUUUGCUGAACGGGUGAAUCGAUCACCUCGCCAAACCUCGCAGCUCGCUGACCUCUUUGGCCGCGCCGCCUAACCAAGUUCGCCAUGAAAACCGCCGGCGUCAUCGUCCUGAUCAUCGUGAUCGUGCUGCUCGCCGGAGGAGUCGGCUGGGUCAUUCACACGCGUAUGCGUGCCCAGCGAUUAGGACUACCACCCCCGCCUCUCAGCUCCUACAUACCCUUCUACAGAUCUUCAGCCCCGACAUACGGCCCGCCGCAACCGGCGCCCGGCGGCAUCGUCGGGUGGGUCAACGACCGCAUCCGCACAUUCAAGAACCGCAACGCGCGCACGGCUGCAGGCGCCUACGAGCCCUCGGGCGCCGGGGGACCGAGGCCCGGCCGGCGCGGCUUCGGGCCCUUCGACCCGGACGAGGCCUGGGACGCCCGGGUCGGCCACGAGGCGGACGUGGGCGGGUACUACGAGGAGCAGGAGCUCGGCCUUGCGCCGCGCCACCACCACGCGGACACGAGCUACGGCGGCAGCGGGGGAAGCUACCAGAUGAACCUCGCCACGACGCCCGGGGAGGCGCCGGAGGGGUUCGGGGGGGACGACGACGACCCCAGGGGGAGGACGAGGAGCAGGUCGCCGCGCGGGUUGGCUCCGGGGGCGGCGGCUGGGUCGAGGAACCCGUUCGAUGACGACGCGGACCCGAGCAACCUCAGCAUGAGGGCUGUUAGUCCUCGGCCCCUUGAUACUGCCGCCGUCGCCGCCGCGGGUGGAAAGACAGCACCCAAAGACCAUGGGUCUGGGGAUAGUCCUACGGAGAGGAGAUCUAUCUUCAGGGAAGCGGUAUGAGAGGGUGGAGAGGAUUUGGUUGUGGGUUGGUUGAUGAUGAUGACACCAUCACAGAUAUUCAGGCUCUGUGCUGUUACAUGCUUGGUGUAAAAACGCAACUCGAACGAACUUUUUACCGGCCAGGGGAAUCACGGUUUAGGUAGUGGGCAAAAGGGAGUCUGGUGGCUUUCUGGAUGGGCUUUUCUUUUAUUGUCAGGGUCAGUUUUAUUAUGUAUUAGGUGUUCCUUCUCGCCAUGCCUACUAUGAACGAUAUUUGGAGACAACCAA